UGUAAAAGAAGAGAAAAUCAAUUGUGAUAUUGUUCAUCUUUUCUUCAAACAGUAAUUGACCUUUCAACCUAAUCACAAUUAAGAUCAACAAUGAGAAACCGAAUCACAAUUGUUACUCUAAUUGUUUACUCUCUAUCAUGUUUUCCUAUUUGUUGGUCUAUUGGGUUGAUUAAGAUUUGGAAUCUUGAUUCUAAUCGUGAUGAAAGUAAUCAAUGGCUUUGGAAUGGUAAAUUGUGUCCAAAGGAUAGGAUCAUCUAUCCUGACCAGUCAAUCAUUUAUGUUGACAAAUUGCUUCCAAAUCAACAAAUUGUUUUACCUAAUAACGGAGAGAUCAUUCUAGAUGAUAACUUUGAUCUGUCUCAAGUUGAUGAUACAAUUAUAUCUAAUUGUCAACCUGUUGACCGGAGGUUUAAUUUAGUUUACGGAGACUGGAUGGAUCCCAAUCGAUGGAAUCAAUCAGUGGCAGGAACUUUAAUUAAUGGAGCCUGGAUUAAUAAUCCAAUUCCUCAUGUUGACCGAGUUCCAUGUGAUCAAGAUCGAGUUGUAUUUCCAAAAGGAUCGACAUUCCAAGUCACCGUUAGUUCAAUCUUACCUAAUUUAUUUGUUGGAUCAAUAGAGAUUAACGGAAUCCCAUUAGAUAAUCAAGAAUUUCAAUCAUUUGUUAAAUCGAAAACAGGUCGCUACCUAUUUGAUAUACCGUUUGAUCAAAGUUUAACCAUUGGCACUAAUCAGAUUGAUUGUAACACUGGUAAUGGUUGUUCUUGUUCACAUCGAAGUACAAAAUUCGUUAAUUGGAUGUGCAAAAGAGUUAAAUGUAAACCAGUAACUUGUAAAAAUCCAAUACAACCUGAUGGUCACUGUUGUCCAUUGUGUGGAGCUUUGAUUACAUUGGGUGAGAUUCCUAAUGAUUCUGAUCUAACCAAGAUUCACAAUUAUCUCAACAAAGUUUGGCUAAAACGAUAUCCAGGAACUUUGGGAUAUUCGUCAAGAAAUCCAGCAACCAAUUCACUCGAAACGAUUAUCACAGAAUUAGAAUUGACUGGUCAGUUGGCCGAUCGAGCGCAAUCUUUAUUCAAUGAACUAAUUAACCACGAAUUUGAUCCUGGAUUCCCUUUUAAAUCUAUUUCAAUUCGUAUUUCUGAUUUCGUCGGUAACAAAUCAUCAUCAUCAUCUGUAACUAGUGUGAUUAUAAUCAUUGUAAUAAUUAUCUUGAUUGUAAUUGGAUUAACUUUAUAUCGACGUCAUUUUGGUGAUACAUUUACAUCUCUCUGGGAACGAUCAGCUUUCGCUAAUUCACAAUUUACCUUCAUUCGAUUCCAGGGAUUAGAUGAAUCAGAAAGAGUUGGCUUGGAAUUAGGAUUAGCUAAUCAGCCUCGAACAUCAUCCGAGGAAAUGACAAUACAAACAAAAGCAUCUUCAUCAACUCGAUCAUCUCUUCAAAAAUCAACUUCAGCUCUUUUUUCAAUAACCGAGGAAAAAGUUCCAACAGCUGAUGAAUCAAUUAACGAAACUUCAAUCGAAGCGACAAUAACAACAAUUGAAACAAAAUCCAUUGAUUCAGUUGAAUUGGAAACUGAUUUAGAACCAAGAUCAACCCAUGAUAAAGCCUUACUACUUGAUGUUAUUUCACUUGAACAAGAUUAGAUUAAUUUCCUUAAUUUUUAAUCAACUUGAAUUGUCUAUUUUUGAAACUCACAUCAACUAAUAAUUGACAAUAAUUAUAGUAUCACUUAAGUCUUCCUCCCACCGAUUUAACCAGCAACCUGUUGAUUAGUUAAUUAACCUAUAAAAUGAAAAUGGAAACAAAAUCAAUCUGAUUAAUUGAAAUGAUUUAACUCAUUUUGUUAUAACCUGAUUUAACCCUUACAUGUGAAAUCCAUUGAUUAAAUGGAUUGACCAAAAUAAAUGGCAACAAAAUUGAUUAAUCAUUUUUUUUUAAUUCAAUUGAUUGAAACCAAUUAAUUAAAAAAUUUGAGCCAAUUGACAAAUUUCCUAUGAAUUAAUUGUUGAUAAAAAUGUGAGAUGACUUAUUAAUUGCUAUCAAAUGAAACCUUAACUAAACCAAUUUACAUCAUGAAAUUUUUUUUUCUAUCCUCUAAUUAUUGUAAUGAAGAUGAUGUUGAUUAACUAACUGUCGUUGAUUGUAAUUGUUUAACUCAAAAUGAAUAAUUUAAUUCAUUUAUCAGUCUUCAUUAAGAUCCACCAAUUUUUCGUGUAUAUAAAUUGAUGAUCAGAAGAGUCUUCAAAUCAGAUUAAUAGGAAAGUUGAUCAAUUGAGAUUCUCAUUUGAUUGUCCAAUCAAAUUAACUUUUUUUCCUCAGUGUUGAUUAAAGUGUUUAGAUUUAAUUAUCAACAGUUAACAAUCAAUAUGCAAAGAAACGUUUCAUUAAUUCUGUUUGUUGUUUGGUUACUUGGAGCAAUUACUUUGGUUAAUUCAAGACCUUAUGAAAACGAUGCAAGGAUAAUCCAGUUACCAAUUGAUUGGCCUUCCAAUCAAAUUCAAAGUAAAGGCGAUCCUAUUUGGCAAUAUUAUCCAUCUAAACAAAAUCAAUUGUUUGGUUACGACGGAUUCCCGAUGGUCAGUGGGGAGAAAUCAAAGAAAAAUAAGAUUGACCCUUUAAAUGGUUUGGUGAUGGGGUAACAAUUCAAAUCACUUUGGGUGUGGGCAAGGUAAUAGUUGACAAUUAAAGUAGAAAAUAAUUAGUUAAUUGUUGUUUGAGAGACAAACAAAAGUUAUAUUAUUGUUGUUGUAUAUCAAGAGCAUAAGGAUCAACCUUGAUUAACUUAAUUAUCACCAAGAUAACAUGAAAUUAACUUGAUUACAACAAAUGAUUAUUGUUAAACCUUUUUAUUACCCUUGAUAAUUUAACUUUAAUCCUUAACUAUUAUAAUAUUUUGAUUAUUAUUGAAUUAAUUGAAUUGCGAUACAAUUAAAUUCACAUUAACAUCUUAUCAUGAAA
Molecule: messenger RNA, 2959 nt
Organism: Panonychus citri (citrus red mite)
Lineage: Eukaryota; Metazoa; Arthropoda; Arachnida; Trombidiformes; Tetranychidae
Gene: Amnionless
Product: protein amnionless-like
Exons: 6
Coding region: 91-1644 (517 amino acids)
Biological process (GO): intracellular protein localization; receptor-mediated endocytosis
Cellular component (GO): endocytic vesicle; apical plasma membrane
Source: RefSeq, a predicted model, not a curated record